Messenger RNA from Anolis carolinensis (green anole), 7217 nucleotides. RefSeq names its product ciliary rootlet coiled-coil, rootletin family member 2 (gene crocc2). Bases 90 to 5915 code for a protein of 1941 amino acids. Lineage: Eukaryota; Metazoa; Chordata; Lepidosauria; Squamata; Anolidae. The transcript is spliced from 35 exons. The record is from RefSeq and is a predicted model, not a curated record.
CAACCGCGGCGGGGCCCGAAGGGGAGUCCCAAAGGCGAGGUGCAGCAAGCGGGACCAGAGCAGGCGCCUCUUCCUCGGGCUCAAGGGCGAUGAGCGAGAGGGAGAAGCAGGAGGAGAAGGAGGAGGAGGAGAAGCCAAGCCUGAGGCUGGAGGCUGCAAUCCAGAAACUAGAAGACACCAUCCUGCAUCCUAGAGCAAGCCAAGAUGACAAAGCAUUGACAGUGCGAGGGGAAGGAGAGAGAGCUGCACCCACAACUGUCCCAGCCAGGAUUCGACAGAUCAUCACACAGAGUUUGUCUGAACCAUUGUCUCAAGGUUUGUCAGGAGCAGCCCUUCCAGUCAAUAUGCAAGAAGAAAAUCGCCUGCUUCAGAAAGAGCUGUCACGCCUUGAGGACCUGUUGGCACAAACCCGUGCAGAGAAAGAUGAGCUGGCUAGCAAAUACCAGGCCGUUAAUGAUAGAAUGGAGCAAGCAUUGCGAGGAGAGAUAGAGGGAAGCGCAAUGUCCCUGCAGAUUAUGCAUCAGUUCAAAGAGGAUGAGAAGGCACAGAAGCGCAAGUUGCAAGCCUUCCAAGAUGGGCAGCAGCGCCAAGCUCAGCUCGUGCAGAAGAUGCAGAACAAGAUGUUACAGUACAAGAAAAAAUGUGGGGAACUGGAGCAGCAACUGCUGGAUAAAACAUCUGAGUGUGAGCAUCAGAAACAGAUGCUACAGUUGAAGUUAGACUCAGAGCCACGUUUACGCCACUUUGAGCACGAUCACAUUACAGAGCUAGAAAGUGCACUUAUCCAAUUAGAAGAAGAACAACAGAAGAGCACCAGCCUUUCACACAUGAAUACUGUACUUCGGGAACAGAUGGAACAGAUGAAAUCCUCAAAACAGAGACUUGCAAAUGAAUUAGAGAGGGCAGUUACAGAAGUGCAGAAGUUGAGGUGUGAACUGGAACAGAAGGACUCCCAGUGGCACAAGGGCAGGGAGAGCUACAGUUCAUAUUUAAGCCAUGAGCACAGUGGGAUCCUUCUGCUUUGGCGUCAAGCUGCCACACUCCGCAGCAACUUUGCAGAGCUUCGCACAACAGUGGAGAGGGGUCUUGCUGAGGCAGGAACUGACAUGGCAAGAACUUCCCGCCGCCUCCAGACAGCCUGUCUCAAUUUGGAUUCCAAUCUGCGCCUCUCUGAGAGCAGCUCUGUCUCUCUACUUGAGAAACAGCUUCGGGAGAAAGUUCGUGAGAUGGUCCAGCUGCAGAGCCGUUGGGAUGGAGAAAAGACUGAACUAAACUCGAGGAUUAAAGAGCUGAGUGCUUUAGGAGAUAAUUUUAAGGAACAGAACACAAAGAAAGAGAAGACCAUCUCUGAUCUAAAAAUGGACAUUCAGAAAUUGGAGGCCAGCAUGAUUGGAGACCAAGAAGAAGUGAAGGAUCUGAAAGAAGAAAUUGAAUAUUUACAACAUACCUUGAACAGCAUCACAAAGUUGGUUCUCUUAGAAUCAAAGGGGACAGGAUUAGUCCCCAUGGAAAGCACCCAAGCUGCAUCUGAGGAAGACAUCCUAUGGCUCGCUUCUCCCCUACGUUCUAACUCCCCUCGCCGCCGCCGAAGUUCACCAUCUCGGGCACAUUCACCAUCACAUCAGAACAGAGCACUGCAAAGUGUGCAGGCUGCUUUUCAGAGAUCACAGCAGCGGGAACAGGAGUUGCAUAUGCAGCUGGAGUCUUGCCGGGAUGCUCUGGGAUCUGUCAAGAAGCAGCUCUCUGAAUGCCAGCAGGAAACAAAAGCCACAAAACAGCAGCUGCAGGAACAGAGUCAGGAACGUGAAUUGCUGACCAGGACAGUGGAAGAUUGCAGACAGGAGCUGCAACGCUGGAAAACCUCAAUGGAAGUUCUAGGAAGAGAGAAGGAGGCCUUGGAGAUGGAGAUGGAAAGCAUGAUGCAGCAGCUUGAUUCCUCUCAUCUGGACGUGGAGCGGCUAAAAACUGUGAAUGGAGAGCUGCAGAAGCAGCGAAAAGCCCUGGAGGAGCAGAAGGAAGAUGUAAUUAAAGAAUGGGAGAGAACAAGGAAGCAGCUUGAGAGAGGACAAAGGCAUGUGGAGCAGCUAGAAGAAAGGAUGUCAUCCCUGAAGAAGGAGCUGGUAACUGUCAAGGAAUCUCUGAACCAGUCCAUGCUAGAGAAGGAUGUGCUGGAGAGUGCUAAUGAAGGCUUGAGGAGAGCGCUUUCCAAAACUGAAGCCACCAAUGCUGAGCUGGAGCUCUCCAUACACAAGAUGAAAUCAGAAGAUGCUGAGCUGAGGGAUUCACUGGCCACGAUGGGAGCUCUGAAUGAAGGCCUGGCUCAUGACAAAGUGAACCUCAAUCACAUAAUCCUACAGCUUGAAGAGGAAAAGAGCAGGCUGCUAGGCAAGAAGCGGGAGCUGGAACAAGAGCAAACUGUUUGGCGUGAGCAGCUUUCACAUUCGGAGCAGGAGCUGCUGCGCAUAAGGGCAGAGAAGCAAGGGCUAGAGCAAAGCUGCCAGACCUCAGAAGCGAAGCAGGAGAGACUGGAAGAAGAAAUAGCCUUGCUGCGCAGGGAAAGGGUCCAGUUACAGGACCAAAUAAUGCAGCUGAACAGCCAAAAGCAAACUAUCGGUGAACAGUUAACCCAAAGUCAUCGAGAGAUGGAGAUGCAAGCAGAGUCUUUACUCCGUGUGCUACAGGAGAAAGAAGAGAUGGCUAAAGAAAAGGCCCAGCUGGGUGUGGAGCUCACUUCUCUGGAGAGACACAGGAAAUUAUUGUCCGAGGAGGCAGAUAAUCUCAGAGUUGAGAAGGAAUCCCUGGAAACCUCCCUUUUUGAGGCACAAGAACUGGCAGCACAGCUGGAGGCUCGCAAGGAACAACUAGAAGGAGAGAAUCGAGGCAUUGACCUUUCCAGGAAGGCCCUCCAAGUGGAAUUGGGAAAGGUUCAGCAUGAGCUUGAGCUCCAGGAAACCACAUUAAGGAGAGAGAAAGAGAUGUUGAAGCAGGAGCUAACUCAAAUGGAACAAGACUACCAGUUGACCAUCAAGAAGCAGAAGCUAGGUUUUGAAGAGGACCUUGAACUCCUGAGAAAGGAAAAGGAGACCCUGCGUGUGACACUGACUGAGGAGAAGGAAGAGGCUAUGCAUCAUCUCGAGCAAGAAAAGGAAGAACUCAUAUCCAAAUGUGAAGUUGAGAAGAGAGAACUCAUGGAGGAAAUUCUCACUUUACAGCAAAGCAAGGAUGAAAGCCUUCUUCUAUUAGAGACUGAAAAACAGAAGGCUAUAUCCCAGAAGGAAGCAGAAAAGAAUCUCCUUUUAGAAAAGGUCAGUGAGUUGCAGCAAGAACUCUUAGCUUCCAGGUCAGAAGUGGAUCGGGUAAAACUGGAAGCUCAGAGCCGCCAAGAGCAUGAUAAGAACAUAGUUUCCAGCAUCACCAGUGAGUUACGCACCUUCCAGUCACAGUUUGAAGAUGCAAUGGCAGCCCACCAGAAGGAGGUCAAGCGUUUGAAUGAACAUGUAAAGGAACUGGCGAGAGAGAAGGAACAUGUCGUGAAAGAGGCAGAACAGCUAAAAGCACAGCUGCGGCUUGCAGAAGACACUCACUCAGGACUUCGUAAGGAACUAGGUGAACUCCAACACAGACUCCAGGAAACUGAAGAAAUCCGGGCUCACCAACAAAAGGAGCUACAGGAAAUUCACAGGGCUGUGGCAGAUGAAAGCAGAGAAAAAGAAGCACUACAGAAGUCCAACACUGAUCUUAGAGCAGCGAUCAAGAAAGCAGAAAAUGAAAGGCUCAGUUUGCAGAGGACCAAGGAGGAAAAGGAGCAAAAGAUUGCUGUUCUGGAGGAAGCAAAAGCGGCGAUUGCAAGUGAGGUAGGAGAGCUCCGGGCAAAUCUGCGGGAAGUGGACAAGUCUCGCAUGGAAGCUAGAAGAGAGUUACAGGAGCUGCGCAGACAGUUAAAGGCCCUGGACAGCGAAAUCAGCAAGAAAACCCAAGAAACCAGUGAACUAAAGCAUCGAUUGCUCCAGGAACAAGAACAACAACAGGAAUACAGCAAAGAGACUCUGGAACUGGAGCAGAAGAUAACAGGACUGGAGAUUGCCCAUGAUUCUGCUAAUAAAGAGGUUCUGAACUUGCAGAAAAAACUGUCUGCCACAGAGGCAGAGGCUCGGCUGCAAAGACAGGAUUUCACACAGAAUCUUGCUGAGAGCCAUGGAAGGGAGAAGAAGCUGAAGGUAGAUCUCCAUAACCUGGAGAUGAAGCUGCAGGAAUCCAACAGGACAAGCGAGAACCUCCAGAUGUGCCUCAGCACUUUUGAGGGACGCAGCCGUGGCUUAGAAAUAGAGUUAGCCAAAGCUGAGGCAGCUAAGAGGGAGGUUGAGCAGAAGUUGGUGGCACUGCAUUCAGCCCUACGCCGCACACUGGGACUUGGCAGCCAGAGUCCAUCGCCACAAAGAUCUUGUUCUCCAGUCAAAGGGAUCAGUGGCCGACAAACGCCUGCAUCCCGCACCGGGUCUCCUGAGAGGAGCCGCUCACGUUCUCCAUUUCACCAAAUGUCUCCUCUCAGAGGUGAACAAGCCACAAGUGAAAUCGACCCAGAAGCAGUUCGAGAUGCUUUGAAGGAUUUCCUUCAGGAGUUACGGGACACUCAAAGGGAGAGGGACGAUCUCAGAAUUCAAGUGAUGAACAUGAGCCAUCAGCUAAAUGAAAUGGAGUCUGACCAUGACCGGACAAAGAGUCGCAUUGUGCAACUCCAGAAGUUCUUGACAGAUUGUGAAGAAGGCAAACGGGGAGCAGAUGGGCGUCUGACCAAUGCUCAGGCUGCCUUGAUGCUGCAUGAGGAGACAAUUCGGAAAGCAGAGCGGGAGCGGCAGGCCUUCUUAGAGAAGGUGGCCACAUUGGAGCGCAACUUGCAUAUUUGCCAAGAGAAGAACAAAGAGCUGCAGGAUAAAAUCAAUAAAUUGAAAGCCAAUGAAGCCAAGCUAGGGACAGAGAAGUGGAAGCUGAAAGAAGUUCUGGAGGCAGCAGAGGGUCGGGCCACCAAACUGGAGCUGAGCCGGAGGGCUUUGGAAGGAGAGCUGCAACGGGCCCAGCUCAACCUGACCGAGAGAGAUACAGAGAUCCACUGUCUUCAGGAGCAGAUCAAAGUUCUUCACUGCCAGCUGGGAGAUGCAGAGAGAAAAACAGCUCUGCUGCAGCAGGAGCUCGACCGCCUGAUGCACUCACUGGCUAGGACAGAGGGCACAGAAGACCACCUAAAAGACCGAGUGCAGAGCUUGUCUCAAGCACUGUCUGAGGCUACUGCAGGCUCCUCCUCUCUGCAAGAGAAUAUCUCCCAACUCCAGAAGGCGCUGACUACUGCAGAGCAAGACCGCCGGCUGCUCCAGGAUCACUUGGACUCCUUGCGGCAGGCGUUGUCAGAUACCAAGAAGCAGAACCAUAGCUUGACUGACACAGUUCAUUUGCUGCAAGAUCAACUAAGUGAGAUGGAGUUACAUUGCAGAAACCUUGAGGAGCAGGUGGAACAUCGCAGAGAAGCAGAUCAUGAAAAAUUCAUGAAAGAGGGUGAUACAUUCAAACUGAGUCAGAUGCGGGGGCAGCUAAGCCAAUCCCUGAGCAGCUUGCAGCAGGAAAUGAAGGACACGCUCAGGCAAAAUGAAAACCUGCAGGCCCAGAUUGCAAAUAUGGAAGAAACCCAUGCCCAACGACUGGCAGAGCUAAGGUCCCGGCAUCAGCUUGACAUGGAGCUGGAAGUAGAGAGGCUGCGUAGCGCUCAGCUCCAAGCAGAACGGAUGCUGGAGUCCCGCGAGAGAACCCAUCGGCAGAGAGUGAAAGGCUUGGAGGAACAGGUGAAUGCUCUGAAGGCCCAACUGGAUCAAGAAGUGAGGAGAAGGCAGGCAUACCUGAGCCAGAUGUUUCACACUGUGAAAUGAUUCAAAACCAGAUACUGUGCUCUGGUUUGGGAUGAUCCAGCACAGAUACACCAGAUGGAUCCUUUCCAGCUCAGGAACUUGAUUUAUUAGCCUUUUGGGUUACAGCACUCAAAGGAAACCAGGGCUCCAGAACUAGCUAUUGUAUCAAGUUAUGAUAUCCCACCCCAUUCAAAUAACACAUAUCCCAAAUACUUGGAAGACACGGUAAAGACAGCAAAUGACUAGGCAGUGUGCUGCCAAGAGGAAACCCUGCUGCGGGGGCAGCUGUUCUCUCUAAAAUGCUUGCAAACCAGGGCAUGGAUGCUUAACUAAUUAAUUUAGCAGAUUUGACAAGGAGGGGAUUCUCAGUUGCUUGCGUCUCUUGUGUAUCCCCGCAUGAUCUCUGUAAAGUCCUACAUCCAGGCUGUACAGACUGUAACAUUCUGCAGACCCGAGAGGAGCACCUCAUAUUGAAAUACCUCUGCAUUUCCGUCACUCACCAAGCUCCUUUAUUUUCCCUCAGGGCAUGUCGAAUACUUUCUGGUGCAUAGUGCAAUAUCAUAGCUAUACCCCUUCAUGUGAUGAGACACAUAAUCAUUAUAGGUGUUCCAUCACUGUCUUUACUAUUAUACACAUCAUAUCCCAUGCCCUCCUAGAAACAAAGGAGGCAGGUAUUUCUUCUGGCAUCAGAACUGCAUUAUGCACUAGGCAGAGAUGUUAGGAAUCAGAAUGUGACCAUGCCCAGGGAUUGAUCAAAAUCCUUUGCUGUGUCUAGGAACAUUGAGCCAUUUUCAUGGUGGCAGGUGGCUGAGAUUAACUCAAAGCCAAGUCAUCUUAUGACUUGCUGGCCCCAAGACAUGUCAGAGUGUUAACAUUCAGCAUUCCACCCACUCUGCCGGCUAACCGGCUCCAAGGAAAUCCCUUUAGGAAUCAAACUUUGGUUUCCUUGGUGAUGACAGGGAACCAUCUUGGAGUUCCUGUGAACAUCACCUGUUAGCAUUGUUCCACAUUUUUUCCUUGUGAAUGUUUGUUUUUCUGAACAUGUACUGCAGAUUAGUCAACAACAUUUCUUAAUGAUACUCAGGAGGAGAAUUUCAACUACAUUAACGUACAAACACUGUACAAAUCUUCAGUUUUUGAUAUGUAGUCCUGAAACUUGUAUGAUGUCUAGUAACAAAAGAAUUUUAUAAACCUUCAAUAAAUGGUGGGGUUUUUUUAGUAUAACCUUGGGUGCUAAGUGAGGCUAAGAUUUGGUGUAUCAGAUGAAGAGUACUCCAGUCCACAAACGUUUUUUGUACAAUAAACCUGUUACUGUUCAACAUG